Messenger RNA from Rotaria sordida, 282 nucleotides. The record is from the annotation of a GenBank genome assembly. NCBI's taxonomy places the organism in Eukaryota, Metazoa, Rotifera, Eurotatoria, Philodinida, Philodinidae.
AUGCGUUUAGUUUGGUCAUUAUUAACAUCAAAAGAUAAAAUAACAAAUGAAGAUGUUGAAAAAUUAUUAUUAGAAAUGAGUGAUCAAUAUCCUGAAUUAUCUCGCGUAUUUGUUACUGAACGUGAUCAAUUUUUAGUAUAUUCAUUAAGAAAAUGUGCACAAAAAAUUCCUAUUGAAACAAAUCAGACUGGUUUUGUUCCAGCAACUAGUGUUGUUGUUGGUAUUGGUCAUGUACAAGGAAUGAUUAAACAAUGGAAUCAACCAACUAUUAAUGAUAUUUAA